UGUUAUUUCUGUUCUGAGUCAAGUUGAACAAUUACGACAUUUUCAUAUGAUAGUACUUCAGAAUAUGUAUCUCAAUGUCUUUGUUAUUUAAAUUAAUGUUUUUUUUAAUAUAAAAUGUUGAAUAAAAAGUUUUGAAUUUACUGAUUUGGUUGAAAACAUGUCAGAAGCUAAAGUGAUGAAGUUAGAAUUAUACAAUGCAAUCUUAGAGGAUUUUAAUAAUUUGACAUCGUACAGUCGCAAAUCCGAGAAUAUGCUGAGGAAAAAAUAUAAUCAGUUACCUUCAAGCACUAUAGGCAGUAUUAUAUCAUUAUUGGUACAGAGAUCUAUGAAACAAAGUUACAGGAAAUCUCCAGUGAUAUCCAGUAAAUAUCAUGAUUUAUAUGAAGAGCUGAUAAAAGACAAAAAUAAGGAAAAUAUAAUUCUGAAAUUAUCAGAAAAUCAAGGUAUAAGCCCUGCAUUGUUUGCAAGGUCAUUACUACAAAAUGUCUACACUGACUCUACUAUGACAAAAAAAUGUAUAAAGGACACAACUCUUAUUGAAGAUAAAGACCUUGCUUAUCAAACAUUUUUGGCAAUUAUGAAUGACAAUCAGUAUGGUCCUUAUGCAGAUACUAUAAAACAGUCUAUUGGCUUGGAAUAUGAGUUACGGUUAGAAAGAGAAUUACGAUUAAUGAACAUUACAUUUUUGGAUGAAAAUGUUUUAAGAUCAAGAGGGUAUGACAAAACCCCUGAUUUUAAGUUGGAUGUUCCAAUAGCUGUGGAUGGAUUCAUUGUGAAUUGGGUUGAGAGCAAAGCAUUAUUUGGUGAUGAUGAAAAUCAUUCUGGAUAUUUAAAAGAGCAACUAUCAUGUUAUUGGAAUAGAUUUGGCCCUGGUUUAGUUAUUUAUUGGUUCGGUUAUCUUGAAACACUAAAUUCAACUCCAGAAGUCAAUAAUAUGUUCAUACUUCGUACUAGCUUUCCAAGUAAAUCAAGCAUUACACAGUAUAAAAUUGAUGGUUAAGGUAAAUAAUUUUAUUUAUAAUUCUCUAGAUAAGUCUUCAAAUAUAUUCUUUGAACCUUA
This is a messenger RNA of Amyelois transitella, 1060 nucleotides long. Its product is annotated as CDAN1-interacting nuclease 1. The transcript has 5 exons. The coding region runs from base 158 to 1000 and encodes 280 amino acids. NCBI's taxonomy places the organism in Eukaryota, Metazoa, Arthropoda, Insecta, Lepidoptera, Pyralidae. The record is from RefSeq and is a predicted model, not a curated record.